Messenger RNA from Chanos chanos (milkfish), 613 nucleotides. It is a transcript of the gene rpl11, whose product is annotated as ribosomal protein L11. The record is from RefSeq and is a predicted model, not a curated record. The transcript is spliced from 5 exons. Lineage: Eukaryota; Metazoa; Chordata; Actinopteri; Gonorynchiformes; Chanidae. Gene Ontology annotation, molecular function: structural constituent of ribosome. Gene Ontology annotation, cellular component: ribosome. Gene Ontology annotation, biological process: translation. The coding region runs from base 16 to 558 and encodes 180 amino acids.
GGUGUGUAUGAAAAAAUGCGUUUGCAGGACCAGGGAGAGAAGAAGGAGAAUCCCAUGAGGGAGCUGCGCAUCCGCAAGCUGUGCCUGAACAUCUGUGUUGGUGAAAGUGGUGACAGACUGACCCGUGCCGCCAAGGUGCUGGAGCAGCUCACAGGCCAGACUCCUGUCUUCUCUAAGGCCCGCUACACUGUGCGAUCUUUUGGCAUCCGUAGGAAUGAAAAGAUUGCAGUCCACUGCACCGUCCGUGGUGCCAAGGCUGAGGAAAUCCUGGAGAAGGGUUUGAAGGUGCGUGAGUACGAGUUGAGGAAAAACAAUUUCUCAGACACCGGGAACUUUGGCUUUGGUAUCCAGGAGCACAUUGAUCUGGGUAUCAAGUAUGACCCUAGCAUUGGGAUCUACGGUUUGGACUUCUACGUGGUUCUGGGCAGGCCCGGGUUCAGCAUUGCUGAUAAGAAGAGGAAGAAGGGCCGCAUCGGCUUCAAGCACCGCAUCCGCAAAGAAGAGGCCAUGCGCUGGUUCCAACAGAAGUACGACGGCAUCAUCCUUCCCGGGAAGUAAAGGACCACCGUUUUCAAUCUUGUUUAUAUCAAACAAAUAAAGGAAAAAAAACAAA